Molecule: messenger RNA, 2736 nt
Organism: Syngnathoides biaculeatus (alligator pipefish)
Lineage: Eukaryota; Metazoa; Chordata; Actinopteri; Syngnathiformes; Syngnathidae
Gene: samd10b
Product: sterile alpha motif domain containing 10b
Exons: 5
Coding region: 290-994 (234 amino acids)
Biological process (GO): cell surface receptor protein tyrosine kinase signaling pathway
Cellular component (GO): cytoplasmic side of plasma membrane
Molecular function (GO): protein binding
Source: RefSeq, a predicted model, not a curated record
UGCACCUCCCAAUCACCGCACCUGCGCGGGCACCCGCACAGCUCGUGCUGGAGCAGCAGGAUCAUGACACUCGAUGAGCUUGCAAAAUCUCUCGAUGGAUACUUCCCUGCACGAAACUUAUAUCCAACGUUUGAUGUUAAGACAGCAGAAGUCAGUGAUGAAUACCUUGAUGAAAUCAUUGAAAUUCAGCAGAGCCGGUCAACAGUAACUCUUCAGAACUACAUUGCUCUCAACGUUUGUGUCAACAAAUGGAAAAGUAUCCAGUUAUAGCCAAGAAAGCCCUGGAGAUAUGAUACCAUUUGUUACAACAUAUCUUUGCAAGCAAUCUUUUUUGAGAAUGGUGGACAUAAAAACAGAAAAAACAAACAGACUUUGCUGUGAAAGUGACAUUAGAGUAGCAUUUGCCAAUGUGAAGCCAUGCAUAUAUGAAUUGGUCUCUCAAAGGCAACAGCAGAAGUCACACAUAUUUUCAGCGGCAUCCAGCUUCAGCUUUUGCCGAGCCUCCCUGGAGCACACGCUGUCGGCCGAAGAGCUGAACUACCAGCUGCCGAGUCGCUCCGGAGGAAGCAACCUGACCUGGCAUGACAGCCGUAGCCAGAGAACAGCAGCACACGCGCGCACCGUCAAACUGCUGCAACAGCCCGGAACUGAGGGCAUCCAGCUGCAUCCAGGUGAAGCCUUCACCGUAUAUCACACUAGCCCGACGUUGUCCAGUCUGUCCAAACCUGUGGUGCUGUGGACUCAGCAGGAUGUCUGCAAGUGGCUUAAGAAACACUGUCCUCACAACUACUUGACUUACGUAGAAGCCUUCUCUCAUCAUGCCAUCACAGGACGGGCAUUGCUGCGUUUGAACGGGGAGAAGCUCCAGAGGAUGGGAAUCGUGCAGGACACCCUAAGACAGGAAGUCCUCCAGCAAGUAUUGCAGCUUCAGGUUCGAGAAGAGGUCCGCAACCUUCAGCUCCUCAGUCGAACCUCCUUUGGAAACUUCUCUUAGUUUCAUCAUGUGGUCCUUUUGGCAUGAAAACUGCAGGAGCCACAGAGGGGCUUCUGUCCUCAGAUUUGUGAGUGGAGAAUCAAGCCUAGGACAAGCCUGUUGACUACAUGCCAACCAGUCUGAUGGAUUAUCAUCCAAUGCUGGUUUGCCAGACCUCGAGACGAGAGACAAAGCCCCGCUCAGGCCUUGGGUACCAACUAUAACAUAACGAUAACAAGCUGAUGAUGUAGGUAUGAAACUGGUCUAGGUCUGCUUAGAAAGUCCAUCCCAGCUAGUCCGUAUCAUUUGAAUUGACUGGAAAUCAAAAGUGCAUUCUUUUUUUAAACAAAACAUUUUGCUCCCACUUUUUCAUCGUAUUAAUUAUGUAGCUAAAGUUGUGUUUUGUGACUACUCAUUGCACUUUUUUACAUGAAUUUUAAUGUUUGAAGCCAGGCACCUUGAGAACCUGGUUUAAAUUAUGUGUAUAUAAAUGAGACCAUUCCCCAUGCACAAACUACUGCAGAUUUUCCUCUCAGGAUUUGAGAUCACAGCUGGAUGACUGGUAGCAGAUACUGUAUUACCAUCUGACAUUUUAUAUUGUGACUGAAUUACAGUAGUUAAUAUAUAGUUAGGCACGAUAUCAAGUACAUUUGAGGAUUGUAAAAUAAUGUGCUAUAAAAGAGUGUAUUCUGACAGAAUCUUAGUGUUGUUUCCAUGGGACAAAUUCCAAGGACAUGCACGUAUAAUGUGAUGAUCUGGUUGUCUACGCUUGAUAAAGCUUAAUUGAAAUGUAAUUACACAAUGAGGACAAGCUGUUAGGGAUAAGUAAGACAAAUUGAAGUGCGCUAUUUUGUUGGGAAGAAGGCCCAUUUAUGCUUUGCCUAUUACAUAGGCAGCAUUUAACUGUUUUGUGAAUUGUUUGUGUUCAUUUCUGUAAGUUAUCUCCCUGGCAAACACAAAACAAAUGGAGAAAAACAUCCACUUGUAUUCUAGACACCUCUAUUCCCAUGUGACACUUUUGAAAGCUUCAAAAUUGUGUAGUAAUGUGACAGCUACACAGAUAAAAGCUAACUCGAGUGAGCCCAUUUGACGUGAGUAUUAGAAAGAAGCGGACGUUGAUGAUGAGCAAGAUACAUUUGCAUACAUCAAGAGACAAACUUCCAACAAAUAACACUUCAGAUGACUUUGCUCCAUCUGGCCUUUCACAGCCAGAUGCACCCAACUGCAAGUGACUGACUGUUAAAAGGAAAAUCAACUUACUGUAUUAUUUUUGAAGUACUUACACGGUAUUUGUAUGCUCUAUGUACUGAAAUGCUGUAAAGCAGUGGUUCACAAACAUUUUUUGACGGCCCCGCCCUCCACACAGUUUUUCAAUAAAUGUGCAUACACGUAGCUUGCAAACAUAAUUUCUUGGGAAUGAACAAAAACAUGAACAACAAACAUAACUCCAGUUGAAAAAUUACAAUUGCAAAUUUACCAAGACACCCAGAUUAAACAAAAACCUAAACAUUUUUUUCAGCUAUUAUUUAAUGUCUUGAAUUCCUGCAGUAAUUUCAGUGGCCGGUGUGGAAUUGUGUGUAAAGUAAAACUAAGUCAAAUUAGCUCCAUUUCCUGAAUGUAACUUAAUAAUGAAGUGUUCAUAACAGAAUCGGGCCUCUCCUAUCAUAAUGCCGGCCCCACAUUAGGGGGCAUGCCCCCCAGUUUGAAAACCACUGCUGGAGGGAAGGUGAAAAGUUAGGUUUUUUUUUUCAUAUAAUAAACUA